CGGGUCUUUAUCGGGAUAUGUGUUGUCGUCACCCAUUCUCAGCCAUCUUGUUGAAACGGAGAGAGCCACACACCUCGAAUAUAAACCCUGUGCUGUCAGUAAAAGCAGAGAAGUUCUAGAAAGAAUGGCAGAAACUCAGACACUCAACUUCGGACCAGAAUGGCUCCGGGCCCUGUCUGGGGGUGGCCAUGGGGGUGGUAGCAGCAGUAGCGUUGCCACCUCACCACCACUCUCUCCUGCAUUGCCAAAGUAUAAACUUGCGGACUACCGCUACGGGAGAGAAGAAAUGCUAGCACUUUAUGUCAAGGAUAGGGAGAUCCCUGUAGACUUACAUGAUAAGGAUUUUCUGCCCAUUUUACAAGAGGAGCCCCUGCCACCGCUGGCACUUGUAGCUUUUACAGAGGAAGAGCAGAGAAAUUUCUCCAUGUCUGUAAACAGUGCAGCAGUGCUCAGGCUGAUGGGAAGAGGAGGAGGCCCGGUGGGGCCAGGGGCACCGAGGGGUCGAAGCACUUCACGGGGAAGAGGACGGGGUAGAGGAGAUGGAGGGUUUUACCAAAGAAGUUUUGAUGACGUGGAGGGAGGCUUUGGCCGCGGAGGAAGGGAGAUGCACCGCUCCCAGAGCUGGGAGGAGAGUCACGCUGAGUCUAUUUUCUCCCCAUCUAGGGGAGACAGAAGGUUUGAAAAGCCAGGUCGAAAAGAGUCAGAAGUUGCUCCUGCCCACUUUCCGAUGAAUCAUAUCCGUGCUAACUACGAGGAUGUUGGGACCGGCGUGGGAGGCCUGCCUGUGAGGAAGCACGAUUUUACACGUUCGGAGAGCGAGAACUGGCGCACGUCCCGCGACGAAGCAAAUGGUGAGGACGGUGACGAGGGGGGCUGGCGCCUGGCGGGUGCCUCGCGACGCGACAGUGACCGGUGGUGCCCCCCGAGUCCAGACGGGCUGCGGUCGGCAGUGCGGCGAGAGGUGCACCCGGGGGAGCAGCCACGGCAGCGCCGGUUCCCGUUCGACGCCAGAGAGGACGAGCGCGGCUACAGGCGUCCCCGGUCAGGCAGUGGCAGCCUGGAGGAGGAUGGGAGCAGCCUGCCAGAGUGGUGCUUGGAGGACGCUGAGGAGGAGACGGGCACCUUCGAUUCGUCCGGAGCCUUCCUCUCGCUCAAGAAAGCUCCCAAGGAGCCCAUCCUGGAGGAGGCAGAGCUGGACUUCAGACCCCUGGAGGAGUGUGACGAGGGCCUUGAGGAGGACGGACAGCCCCGAGAGACCAAAAACCCAGACAGAGAGGCAAGAAGAGACCCCGACAGAAAACAGGAUGUGGGGAGAGGGGUAGUAGAGGCGCCGCCUGCUCCCUCGCCUCCAGAACCCCAGCCCUCCGCCCCUCUGCUGCCCCCCAGCCAGCCUGACAGAGCAGAGGAGCCUGAGAGGCCACUUGAGCGACCCCCAGCCCCGGAACACAGGCCAGAGGCCAACAAAGUCCCCCUGAAUGUCCCCAUGUCGAUGCCCAUGUCCAACACAAUGCUGGACUCCCUCCCCAUCCCCCACACCGCAGCACACACUCUCACAGUGUCUCCAGUGUCGGCCCCGUCGUCCACCAUACAGAUGCAGCAGAAGCCCCCGGACGUGCCCGUGGCUAUGCCCAUCCCGCUGCCCUUCAGCACCAGCCUCAUGGCUCAGAGCACGUCUAUCAUGACCCCCAACAUUAUGGCCCCUAGCACGGGCCUCAUGGCUCCUAUUGGAAGGCCCACGGUCAUGCCGCCACACCACACCAUGGUUGAAGAUGAGAGACUGAAGCACUUUGAACAGGAAGCAGAGAAGAUGGUGGCGUAUCUACAGGACAGUAACGACCGGCUGGCUGCCAAGAACUCAGCACCCGAACCAGCCGGCCUGCCGCUCACACACGAGGCUGCUCUGAAGUGGUUCUAUAAAGACCCCCAGGGAGAGAUGCAGGGUCCGUUCAGUAACCCGGAGAUGACAGAGUGGUUCCAGGCAGGCUACUUCACAAUGACCCUGCUGGUGAAGAGAGGCUGUGACGAGGUCUUCCAACCGCUGGGGGAGAUCAUCAAAAUGUGGGGCAGGGUGCCCUUCGCCCCUGGACCAGCACCGCCACCCUUACUGGGUGACGCUGGGGACCAGGAGCGUCUGAAACUGCAGCAGGAGCUGACUGCCCUCAACCUGUACCAGCUGCAGCAGCUGCAGUACCAGUACCUGUUGAGGCAGCAGUACGCCCAGGCCCUGGCCCAGCAGAAAGCCCAGGCCCUCAGCUCAGCACCACACCAGCAGCAGCAGCAGCAGCAGCAGCAGAUCAACCUGCUCCUCCAGCAAUACCAGGCCCUCAAGAUGAGGUCAGCGGAACACACAACAUCCGAGAGUCUCUUAACUCCGGUGACGCGGUCCAUGUCUGUACCAGACUCCCAGGGUUCUGUGUGGGAAAUGCAGCACCCCUCCUCUCAGGUCUCUUGCACACCAAACAUCCAGCAACCUGCCCCAAGUGCGUGGGAGGGCAGCAGUGUGUGGGAUCUGCCCAUAGACUCCAUGGCCCAGGCCCCCACCAUAGAACAGAUGCAACAGCUGGAGAAGAACAAGGCUGCUAAGGUCUCUCCUCCUCAUCUACUGGAGAUGGAGCGGCGUGAGGCUGAGCUGAGGGCCAAGAGGGAAGAGGAGGAGAAGGAGAGGAAAAGACUGGAGGAAGCGUUACGGUCCCGACAGGAGGCGGAACGCAAACGCCUGGAGGAGGAGCUAUCACGUCAUAAACAGGAGGAGGAGUUGAGGCAGCGGGAGCAGGAGGAGGCACAGCGCAGACAGAAGGAGGAAGAGGAACGGCAGGCACAGGAGGAGGCUCUCCGCAGACUAGAGGAAAGGAGGAGGGAGGAGGAAGAGCGGCAGCAAAGGGAAGAGUUCCUCCGUAAACAGGAGGAGGAGCACCGGAAGCAGGAGGAGGAGCGCCGGGAGGAGGAGCGCCGGAAGCAGGAGGAGGAGCGCCGGAAGCAGGAGGAAGAGCGCCGGAAGCAGGAGGAGCUGGAGGCCCUGAGGAGGUGCGAGGAGGAGAAGCGGCUGGAGGAGGAGGCGGUGGCGGCCGCGAUGGCGUUGGCAAGGCAACAGCAGGAAGAGGCGAAGAGGAGGGAGCAGGAGGCCGCGAGGCAGCAGGAGCUAGCCAGACAGAGGCAACAGCAGCAGGAGGCGCUCCGCCGACUACAGCAGCAACAGCAGCAGCAACAGCUAGCCCAGAUGAAGCUGCCGUCGUCCUCAAAGUGGGGCCAGCAGUCAGCAGUCACGGCAGCAGCCAUCUCCCAGUCCCAGAACGCCUUGUCGCUCUCUGAGAUCCAGAAAGUGGAGGAGGAGAGGGAACGACAAGCACGAGAAGAGCAGCGGCGCCAGCAAGCAGAGCUCCUAAAGCUCCAGCAGCAGCAGGCCCUGCAGGAGGCCCUGCAGCCUCAGGCCAAGCUCUCUGGUUGGGGCAGCGUGGCCAAGCAGCCGGCCGCUACCAAGUCCCUGCUGGAGAUCCAGAGGGAGGAGGCCCAGCAGGUGAAGCAGAGGAAAGAGCAGGGGGGUGGGAGCCAGCAGCCCAGUCACCCCACCGUCACCCAGUCGAACCGCGCCCAGAACAGAGCUACCACUGCUCUGAGUUCCUCAGUGUGGGGCUCGGUGGCCACCAGCAGCAUGGGCGGCGGAGCUCCUAACUGGGGUGGAGAAAGCAGCAGCAUCUGGGGCGACAGCACCAACUCCAACAUGGGCUUCUGGGACGAGACGGCCCAGCCCCCGCCACAGGCCCCACCCCCCGCCAGGAAGCCCAACGCUCAGAAGAACAACAAGGCCAACGCCAACCUCAGCAGUCGGGCCAAUAAGAAGGUGGUGGAGGAGGAGGAGAAGCUGCUGAAGUUGUUCCAGGGGGUUAAUAAGAGCCAGCAGGAUGGCUUCAUGCAGUGGUGUGAGCAGACCCUGCACACCCUCAACACCGCCAACAACCUGGAUGUCCCGACAUUUGCGUCUUUCCUGAAGGAGGUGGACAGUCCGUACGAGGUGCACGACUACGUGCGCGCCUACUUAGGGGACACGUCUGAGGCUAAGGAGUUUGCCAAGCAGUUCCUGGAACGCCGUGCCAAGCAGAAGGCCAACCAACAGAAAGAGCCCCAGGCCCCACAGAACCAGCAGCCGACUCUCAAACAGCGACAGCAACAGCAGGAUUCAGUGUGGGGCGUGAGCGGGACGGGCUCUCCGUCUCGGUACCAGUCGAACCACACCAGCCUCCAGCAGCAGGCACGUUUCGAGACAGUCACCUCAGGGAAGAAGAAGAAAAAGCAGAAGAUGGUCCGGGCAGACCCCAGCCUGCUAGGUUUUUCUGUGAACGCAGCGUCUGAGAGGUUGAAUAUGGGCGAGAUAGAGACGGUGGAGGACUUUUAAAGGGACUGCUCUGCCGCCACUGACUCGAUCCGUUUUGAACAGCUGUCAUUUUCCCCGCCCACACGUCCCGUCCCAAUCCUUUUUACUUUUACUUACAUCCUCUUUCUGUUCUCUUUAAGUUAAUUUAAUGUUUGUCAUUGGAAGCUGGGGAUGCUUUCCAGUGCCAAAGGACCCCCACCCCAAAAACAUCCCUAAUGAGUAUUUUGCCCUAUGGGAGACCGGGAGAAGGCUAAUGACGCAGCCAGACAAUCAAACGGAACAUUCACGCAAUGAAACAUUGAACGAACUGACCAAAAAAAAUCUAUGAAUUGAAAUAUGACUUCUCUCGGAGAAGAGAGCAGAGCUAAGGGGAUGAGGAGUAUGUGGAUGUCUCUCCCCGUCUAUGGUUGGCUGUUCAGUUCCCUCCUAGUCUCUGGUGUCUGAAAGUACCCAAAAAGAGAGGCCAUUUCCUGAUGCAAUCAUCUCCCCAUGGAAUUAUUUUACGCGUGGACAUAAGGGUGGGGAUGCGGGGGAAUUUUCAAUGAAAAAAAUGGUCAUUUAAACCUUUUUUAUUUUAUUUUUUAAUUUAUUGAAAGUUUUUCCUCCCCCUUCCAUGUUGUUAAAUCUUCUCUCCUCACUCCUAUUUUCUGCCAGUUGCUUGUGGAUGAUUGUUGCAUUGUAGGAGCUAAGGAAGUGUGCCCGCUGAUGUCCUGUUUUAAGGACAUGCUCGAAAGUUCCAAGUAGUUAUCCAUUUCUUGUAAAAUACUAGGCUGUUUAAAGAAUAAACUUUCAAUUCUGCAUCUGUAUUAUAAUAUAUGAAAAUGAUGAACUACUGGAGUCAUACUUUUCUAUUGCGGUAUGAAAUAAAACAGUCUCUUGUGUGGGCUGUUCACACUUC
Oncorhynchus nerka (sockeye salmon) is the source of this 5267-nucleotide messenger RNA. RefSeq names its product GRB10 interacting GYF protein 2 (gene gigyf2). The transcript has 28 exons. The coding region runs from base 125 to 4390 and encodes 1421 amino acids. Gene Ontology annotation, biological process: insulin-like growth factor receptor signaling pathway. NCBI's taxonomy places the organism in Eukaryota, Metazoa, Chordata, Actinopteri, Salmoniformes, Salmonidae. Gene Ontology annotation, cellular component: perikaryon; vesicle; cytosol. Gene Ontology annotation, molecular function: protein binding. The record is from RefSeq and is a predicted model, not a curated record.